UGUUUUAUUUUGAAAUUUCUAACAUUCUUACCAUUCUUUUUAAAUCUGUAUUCAUUUUCAAUUUUAUAUUAACUAUUUAUUUUUAUGCAAAAUGUGAUGUGCACGUAUAAAAGAUUUGCUAUUUGCCAAAACAUAACACUUGACAGAUUGCAACAGUGAUGUCAAUGCCUUGCUUAACGAAUAUAGGCCAGCAUACAUUUAUUGCCACACUUGCGAGCCACCGAAAACGUCUAUUGAUACUUCUAUUUGGCAGCAUUUCCAUAGUUUUAACAUCCAAUAUAGAAUUCUGCAUUAUCUAUUAUUAUAUAGACAAAAGUUAUUCUUUGUAAUCGUGCCAGUUUUACUGCAUUUUUAACCUAUGAUGGAAAAGUGAAAAAAUAAUUUUAAUAUAUAUAAAUGAAUUUUCUUCGAUAUGGAUUUGGAAUAAUUUUGGUCGAAUUUUGUUUACUAUAUUCUAACAUUCUCUUGGUUGGUUAUGUCUGAUAAACGAAGGCGGUAUCGUAAUAAAAAUAAGAACGGCGACAGUCGUCUUAGAAAUUCGGAAAAUGAAAUACAGCCAAAAAUUUUGUUGAAGGCUAAAUUAGAAAACUAUGAAGCAGAAGUCGCUUCCAACAUGGAUGUUGCCUCACAAAUACCACAAAAGACGAUAAUAGUAACGCGCACCGAGGCUAGUCAAAGUCCAUUGUUUAAUAGAACAAGCCCUAACAUUACUAAAGAAUUAAGCGAUAGAGUUCAAACUAUAUUUAGUAAACCUGUUGAAUCUUUGCCUCAGAUGACUAGACCUACUACUGUUAUUUCUUCAACUGGUCAAAUUAAUACCAAUGUUAAAAAAAUACUGAUGUCUACAAAUACAGAUUUUUUAGUAAUUGGUGUUAUUGGCACACAGGGAGUUGGAAAGUCAACAGUAAUGAAUUUUUUGGCGAACGAAAAUCCGGAUUAUGAUUAUUAUAACAAAAUGUUUGUAGAGGAGGAUAAUAUUUUUCCGACAAAAGUCAAAUCUAAUAAAUAUUCUGGACGAUGUCGUACUGAGUCAACCCAUAUGUUUAUAACAUCUGACCGAAUGAUAUUAAUUGAUAGUCCACCUCUUAUGUGCAACUCAUAUAAAAAAGAUAUGGUUUCAAACGAACUAGAUGAUUUGUGCCAAAUAAUAAGUUUUCUCUCUGUUUGUCACCUUGUUAUUGUGGUGCAAGAUAAUUAUUUAAAUAUAAAUUUUCUAAGAUUACUGCAAUUUGCAGCGGAAAUGAAACCAAAACAAGAAAAUCCUCCAUUUUUAAGUGACUACUUCCCAAAUAUAAUGUUUUUUAUAAAUCGUGCAAACCGAUUUGAUUUUGCAAUUAACCAAAAAAAGCGUGUCGAUAACACUUUAAAACUAUUUUUCAAAAAAUCAAAAAUGAGGGUUUAUUUGGGACAGACAAGUAAUCAACAACAUCUGAAAAAAAGUCGAGCUUCUGAAGCGGAUCAUAUUAUAAAUAGCUUUUUAUUUCCAAACUUGAAAGGUUCGGAGGUUUCGACGUUUCAUAACUCUUUGGUGGAUAUUGUAGAAAAUUUUCGAUCAUUGGUAAACAUGACACCUCGAAAUAAAAUGCAAACGGGAACAAUGGAAUUUACCGAGGAACUUUGGUUUGAAAUGCUUUGUGUAAUCACUCAAAAAAAACAACAUGCUUCAAUUAAUGCUUAUAACGAUGUACAUCGCAAGCACUUUGACUUCUGCAAUCUGAAUACAUCAAAUACAAGCAACGGCUCCUCAAAUAAUCAAAUAAAAAACGAAGUUGAAUCUUAAAUUGUUAUAGAUUAUUGCAAUGCAAUUAAGUUCCGUUUGGGAAAUAUGGAAAUAUGGAAAUGAUCAAACUUAUUAAUCAAAUGAGUUAACAUUUAUAUUAGAUGUUGAAGCUGUAUUUUAAUUCCUUUUGAAAUCGGACGAUGAUAAUCGGAUAAUGAAAAUAGCAUAGAUCAUCUAAUAAGUGGGCCAUAAGCAUUAACAAAGAGCUAAUUAAGAAUGGGUUAUGUAAAGUAUUAAUUAAUUUUGAUAUUUCCCAUUCAGCAAUUGGGAUACUGGCAGUUUUUAGUAUUUAAUUGCACAAAGUGAAUUUCGUCAUUAAAGUAAAAAAUUUAAUUGCAUCAAUCAAAUCAUAUAUACACAUGUUUUAAAUCCGACCCAUUCCCUACGUACUAUAUAAGACAGAUGUAACAAAAAUUUGUUUUUGACUUUAAACUAGUCCGCUAAUUGAAUAAUUCAAACAAUUAAAUGAUACUUCACUGUCGCAGCAUUGCACAAUUUUUUAUUUCAUUACUCGAAAGUGUAGAUCACAACGUAACCCAAUUUCUGAGUACUCUUUAAUAUCCUGAAUAUUUGGCACAUUUGAUGAACAUAUUAUUGACUUGCAUCCCUUAAAUGACAAA
Molecule: messenger RNA, 2400 nt
Organism: Teleopsis dalmanni
Lineage: Eukaryota; Metazoa; Arthropoda; Insecta; Diptera; Diopsidae
Product: protein SMG9-like
Exons: 6
Coding region: 476-1780 (434 amino acids)
Biological process (GO): nuclear-transcribed mRNA catabolic process, nonsense-mediated decay
Source: RefSeq, a predicted model, not a curated record